GAUUUAGAUGUAGAUGAACUUUUGGAAAUGGAAGAUCCAAUAUUCGCUUUAACUGCACAUUGUAGCGGUCCAUCAUCUUCAAUUAACCCUCUUGCAGCUGAUUUACUGAUUGAAGCAGUGAGAGCCCAGGAAGAGUUUAAUUCUCAAAGGAAGAGUACAGUCCCUCCCUUAAUGCGAGAGCUACAAUUGGAUGACACUGCACUGGAAAAUUCUGAGGAUGAGCAACAGAGAGAGGUCACCACUUUGUUGCAAGAACCUGUUGAAAAUAUUAAUUUUGACGAUGAGCAAGAGGGAGAAGAUGACACUUUUUUGCAAGAACCUACACUGCGAACACCAACCCGUCCUGUCAGAAAGAGAAAUUGUCUUCCAAAGGUUGCAAAGAGGAAACGCCUCAGAGAUCCUAGCAAAUGGCUCGAUACCAUAAGGAAAGAAGCCAAAAAUGCCGGACAGGGCUAUAAAUCAAAAAGAGGUAAACUUGUUGAACCUGUGCAAAUGAAAAAUCCAUGUGCUUGUCCAAAAAUGUGCAUUAGGAAAAUUUCAGAUGAACAGAGGUCAAAGAUAUUUGCUGAAUACUAUAGCACUAAUUCACAACGAGAUAAAUGGGAUUUCAUUACAAGACAUACGGAAUCAAAACCAGUAGUCAGGCGAACAACUGAGGGUGAUGCAUCAAGACGGAACACAAGUAGAAAAUAUUUUUUUUUUUAUUGGACCCAAAGGUGAUGAAGAGAAAGUGUAUGUGUGCAAGACAAUGUUUAUUAAUACCCUUUCAGUUAGUCAUGGUGUGAUAGAUAGUGCUUACAAACAUCUUAAUCAAGGUGAAACAAGACUUGUUUCCCCAGACAAGAGGGGAAGACAUGGAAAUAAACCCAAAAGAACAUCAGAGGCGCAGAAGGCAUCUGUAAGAGAGCACAUUAAUUUGUAUCCAAGAGUCCCAUCCCAUUACUGCAGAGCUCGAAGUCAAAGGGAAUAUCUUGAGUGGGGUUUGAGUUUGACAAAAAUGAGUAAGCAUUAUCUAGAUUGGUGCAAAGACACACAUGUCCCAGCUACUGCUAUUGCAUCAAAAAGGCAGUAUAUUACAAUUUUAUGUAAAGAGUUCAACAUAUCUUUCUUCAAGCCGAAGAAAGAUCAAUGUGCAUUGUGUCGUUUAAUCAAGACUUGUAACAGAGAAGAAAGAGAAAACUACAAGGAGAAGUACGUCAAACAUUUGAACAACAAAAAACUUGCACGUAAAGAAUUGAAAGAAGCCAAGGAGGCUGGAAUCAAUGACACAACUAUUAAAGUGUGUGCAUUUGACUUACAGAAAGUCCUACCGCUUCCUAAGUCUGAAGUGUCUGUUUUCUUUUACAAGAACAAAUUGUCUCUGUUCAAUUUGUCAGUUUUUGACUUAGUACGGAAAGAGGGAGUGUGUCAUCUGUGGCAUGAGGCUGUAGCCAAAAGAGGUGCCAAUGAAAUUGGUAGUUGUGUACUUAAUUAUGUGAAAACAAGUGUUGCAAAGCAGGGAUGCAAAACUGUUUACUCAUUUUCUGACAGCUGUGCCGGGCAAAAUAAAAACAGAUUUUUUUUUUUGCAUGAUGAUGAUUGCAGCUGCUAA
Molecule: messenger RNA, 1591 nt
Organism: Frankliniella occidentalis (western flower thrips)
Lineage: Eukaryota; Metazoa; Arthropoda; Insecta; Thysanoptera; Thripidae
Exons: 1
Coding region: 662-1591 (309 amino acids)
Source: RefSeq, a predicted model, not a curated record